AAAGCAUGCUGCAUUAAACGGCAAUUCGUUUCGUUUCCAUUUCGCAACAGUAUUAUUUUGUUUCUACGUGAUUUCCCGGCAAAGCAAAACCUCAGCAACAAAACAAUGGCGCUUAAAACCCUAUCCACUUUCCUCUCACCUCUUUCUCUUCCCAACACCAAAUUCCCGCAAUUCCUCACCAUCAAGCCUUCCCUCAUUCUCUGCGAAUUCCCUCGCUCUCAGAAAUCGCGUUUGCUCGCCGCCGAUUCGGAAGGCACCGGCGCCGCCGCUCCUUCUCCCGGCGAGAAGUUCCUCGAACGCCAGCAGUCCUUCGAAGAUGCUAAGAUCAUUCUCAAAGAAAACAAGAAGAAGAGAAAGAAGAAAGACAAUGCUAUAAAAGCUUCUAGAGCCGUCGCUUCUUGCUACGGCUGCGGCGCUCCGUUACACACUUCCGAUGCCGAUGCCCCUGGCUACGUUGAUCCCGAAACCUAUGAAUUGAAGAAGAAACACCACCAGCUUCGAACCGUUCUGUGUAGGCGGUGCCGGCUUUUGUCUCAUGGCAAGAUGAUAACUGCCGUUGGAGGGCACGGAGGAUAUCCUGGCGGUAAAUUAUUCGUCACUGCUGAAGAGCUUCGAGAAAAGUUGUCUCACCUGCGUCACGAGAAAGCUCUAAUCGUCAAAUUGGUUGAUAUUGUUGACUUCAAUGGCAGUUUUUUGUCUCGUGUGCGAGAUCUUGCUGGUUCUAAUCCAAUAAUAUUGGUGGUGACUAAGGUUGAUCUCCUUCCUAGAGAUACUGAUCUUCAUUGUGUUGGGGAUUGGGUUGUAGAGGCUACUAUGAGAAAGAAGCUAAAUGUUCUCAGUGUCCAUCUGACCAGUUCCAAAUCAUUGGUUGGAAUAACUGGAGUGAUAUCGGAAAUCCAGAAAGAGAAGAAGGGACGAGAUGUUUACAUUCUGGGUUCAGCUAAUGUUGGGAAAUCUGCUUUCAUCAAUGCUUUACUAAAAACAAUGGCUAUAAAUGAUCCAGUGGCUGCAUCUGCACAAAGAUACAAACCAAUACAAUCUGCAGUUCCUGGAACUACCUUAGGGCCAAUUCAAAUUAAUGCUUUCCUAGGAGGAGGGAAAUUGUACGACACUCCUGGAGUUCAUCUCUACCAUAGGCAAACUGCAGUUGUUCAUUCUGAAGAUCUACCCAUCCUUGCUCCACAAAGCCGACUGAGGGGCCUGUCUUUCCCAAGUUCUAUAGUAUCUUCAGUAGAGGAAGGAGCUUCCACCAUAGUGAAUGGCUUGAAUGCAUUUUCAAUAUUUUGGGGAGGUCUUGUUAGAAUUGAUGUCUUGAAGGUUCUCCCAGAAACUUGUUUGACAUUUUAUGGACCCAAGAGAAUACCAAUUCAUAUGGUACCCACAGAGCAAGCAGUUGAAUUUUAUCAGACAGAACUUGGAGUUCUGCUGACCCCACCAAGUGGAGGAGAAAAUGCUGAGAACUGGAAAGGACUUGAAUCAGAACGUAAAUUGCUAAUUAAAUUUGAAGAUGUGGACAGGUAUGAUCCCAAACCAGCUUGUGAUAUAGCUAUAUCAGGUCUAGGAUGGUUUACUGUUGAGCCAGUUAGUCGGUCACUCAAAAUCUCACAACCAAAACCGGUAGAGACUGCUGGGGAAUUGAUUUUGGCUGUGCACGUCCCCAAGGCUGUUGAGAUUUUUGUGAGGUCACCAAUACCAGUAGGCAAGGCUGGAGCAGAGUGGUACCAGUAUGUAGAAUUAACAGAGAAACAAGAGGAAAUGAGACCAAAAUGGUACUUUUAAAUUCUGUGUGUUGUAUGUAUUAUUACUACUUGGAGAGAGAAAGAAGGGGGUUGCAUUUUCAUUUCUGACUUCUCCGACCGACCCAUUUUCCAUGUAUUAUUAAUGUGAUCAGUUUUCAAGUUGUACAACGAUGACAUCCUUUCAAAAGGAGGGAAAUUUAAAGAUAGCAAAGAGAUGACAUUUUAGUAUUUUACCAUUUUCUCUCAA
Messenger RNA from Glycine soja, 1986 nucleotides. RefSeq names its product NO-associated protein 1, chloroplastic/mitochondrial-like. Lineage: Eukaryota; Viridiplantae; Streptophyta; Magnoliopsida; Fabales; Fabaceae. The transcript has 13 exons. Gene Ontology annotation, molecular function: GTP binding; GTPase activity. The record is from RefSeq and is a predicted model, not a curated record. Bases 106 to 1779 code for a protein of 557 amino acids.